Messenger RNA from Perca flavescens (yellow perch), 1134 nucleotides. RefSeq names its product V-type proton ATPase subunit C 1-B-like. Gene Ontology annotation, biological process: proton transmembrane transport. Gene Ontology annotation, cellular component: lysosomal membrane; vacuolar proton-transporting V-type ATPase, V1 domain. The transcript has 12 exons. Gene Ontology annotation, molecular function: proton-transporting ATPase activity, rotational mechanism. NCBI's taxonomy places the organism in Eukaryota, Metazoa, Chordata, Actinopteri, Perciformes, Percidae. The record is from RefSeq and is a predicted model, not a curated record. The coding region runs from base 1 to 1134 and encodes 377 amino acids.
AUGACAGAAUUUUCGUUUAUUUCUGUCCCUCUGGACAAGACCAGUUUAACCAGUGUAGAAAAACUCAAGCACAUAAUUGUCAAAACUAACCUGGCCUCCUGCAGCAAGUUCUCCAUUCCAGAUCUCAAGGUGGGAAUACUGGACAGUCUUCUCAGCGUGUCAGAUGAUCUCUCCAAGCUCGACACACUGACUGAAAGUGUGAUUAAAAAAACACAUCAGACUAUGAGGGAGGUGAUGGAGCAGUCCAGUGACAAAGUGCUGGAAAACGCCUUAGCCAAUGGAGUGGAGCUGAUGAGCUACAUGACCAAGUUUCAGUGGGACAAAGCCAAGUACCCCACAGCUCUGCCUCUCUCCAGCCUGACAGACAUCAUCAACAAGGAAGUUUCCCAGAUGGAGACGGAAUUAAAAUCUCGAGCUGCGGCGUAUAACAGUGUGAAAAUGAGCUUGCAAAGCCUCGAGCACAAACUAGAUGGGACUUUGCAAACUCGCAGUCUGAAUGACAUAGUCAGGAAGGAAGACCUGGUGGUCUCAGAGUACCUCACCACUCUACUGGUAGUGGUGACCAGAGGGAGCUACUUGCAGUGGGAGAGGACCUAUGAGUCUUUGUCAGAGUUUGUGGUUCCACGGUCCAGCAGGAAGCUGUACGAGGACGGAGAGGGAGGCCUUUUCUCAGUUACACUUUUCAAAAGAGCUGUGUGUGAAUUCAAAGCCAAAGCCCAGGAGAGCAAGUUCACCGUGCGCGACUACAGCUUUGAUAUGGAGGCGAAGAAGCAGCAGGAUAUGAAGAAGCAUAGUGUUCUCAAGAAGGAACAAUAUGGAGUCUUCGUGCGUUGGCUUAAGGUGAAUUUCAGUGAGGUGUUUGUUGCCUGGAUUCACUUGAAAGCAAUGAGGGUGUUUGUGGAAUCAGUCCUCAGGUAUGGAUUACCGGUGAACUAUCAGGCUCUUGUGCUGCACACGGACAAGAAGCAUUCAAAGAAACUGAGAGAAAAACUCGCCUCUCUCUUCAUACAUCUGGACCCCACCGCCACUGCCAGCAAGACAGAUGUAAGCUGUGAUAUCCCAGGACUCUGUCAGCAUGAGUACUUGUCCUACGUCUGCUUCCAUAUCAACACCAAUCUGCUGGAGAUCAGCUAA